CAGAGGGAGGAGUGACUACUGAUGCUCCAGUAAUCUGCACAGUGUGAGUCAGGGCUGUGUAUAGCAAAGCAGAAACAGCAGCAGUGUGAGACACGUUUCCCUCUCAUGAGCGUCAACAACACAGAAGAGCAGAAUGAGAAAGCUGAGCGGCAAGAGGAGGAAGUGAGCAAGCCAUAUAGAAAGCAAGACAGGCAGACGCUGACAUUAGGAGCGAGAGAGGCAAAAAGACAGAUCGACAGCUUCUUUUUGAGAGUCUACUUUUUGAAGUAAAAAGGACCAUGGACGAUCACUGGACCUGAUGACAGCAGUGACGAUCUAACAAAUUCAGUAGAAGAGGAAGUUUCCUAUUACAUUUUGGAGGUGGCAGCCGGUUUCAGACUCGACUUGGUGCAGGGAUGUCCUGGUUGUCUCCGGUCCAGUGGGCCAAAUGGACAUGGUCAGCAGUGACUGGGGGUGCAGGGGACGAGGGGGAGCCCAGACCCAAGGAUGGCGUAGAGGAGAAUUCAGACUCGGAGAGUACCUUUGAGACCCCAGAGGCAGAGUCACCAGGUGUUGUGAAGCUACUGAGCCAAUUGGACAACUCCAACCCCACAGUUCUUCCUGAUGUUACGAACUACUUUCUGGACAAGAACUCCAACCAGGAUGUUGGCCCACCUUCAUUCCAAGAGGUUGAUUCCCUAAACAACCUCACCGGCUCCCUACCUAACGAGCACAGCUUUGGUUUGGACCAAAACCUCAACCUGACCCUCAGCAGCAUAUCCAGUCCUGGAGAGGGCCUCUCUCCAUCCAGCCCUCUGUCACAGCCUCAGGCCCUCAGGCCCCCAUCUCUGUCCGUCCUCUCCCCACUAAACAAACCGGAUCCUUUGGAGGUGGAUGACGAGGCUCCAGUGACAUCUGACUUCAGCCAAGACUCAAACUUGAUCCCCAGUCAUGACAUUCUUGUGGAUCCCGACUUGCUUAAUGGCAACACGCAAAACACAAAACAGACCUGCGAGUCCAACGGCACAAUUACCACGAACUCCUGUAAAAUGAAGCCAAACCAGCUAAUGCAAAAGGACUUCAGCGAACAGGAGGACCAUCAUGGAGAACACGCCACGGACGAGGAGAAGUUGGCGAGCAGUGUCUGUGUCAAACCAGACAAGGAUCAAAGCGUUCCAGACUGCCAUGUGUCAUCAAACCCCGAGGACUCAGACUGCUGCUCAUUGCAGUUUGAGGACCCAUGCAAGCUGAAGAACAAGUCGGGGGGAAGUGAAAUGCAGAAAACAGGAAGUCAGGUCCUGGAUUCUAUCUGCAUCAGUGAGGCAGAAAAACAGGCCGUUCUUACCCUCAUUAGGGAGGAGAUCAUCACUAAAGAGACGGAAGCCAGCGACUGGAAGAAAAAGUACGAGGACAGCAGACAACAAGUCAAUGAAAUGAGGAAGAUUGUUGCAGAAUAUGAGAAGACAAUUGCUCAGAUGAUCGAGGACGAGCGACGCAGCAACCAGAUUUCCCAGAAGGCUUUGCAGACUGUGACAACGGAGAAGGAAGCCGCCCUGUCUGACCUGAACUCCGUGGAGCGAUCUCUCUCUGACGUGUUUCGGCGUUAUGAAAAUUUGAAGAGCACCCUGGAGGGCUUUAAGAAAAAUGAGGAGAUGCUGAAGAAGUGUGCUCAGGAGUAUCUGGCCAGAGUCAAGCAGGAGGAGCAGAGAUACCAGACACUUAAACUCCAUGCUGAGGAGAAGCUAGACAAGGCCAAUGAGGAGAUUGCUCAGGUGCGUGCAAAGUUGAGCUCAGAGAACAUGGCAAUGGCCGCCAGUUUGAGGAAAGAGCAGAUGAAGAACGAGUCUCUGGAACAAGCUCUGCAGCAGAAGAAUCAAGAGACGGAGGAACUCACCAAGAUCUGUGAUGAGCUGAUUGCCAAAAUGGGAAAAGUAGACUGAGAGACACUCCCUGUCAGUCAGCCAGUACCGUCCCUCUGGUCCUGCCUUACAGCGACGCCCUGUGCAUGCCCCCCAGCCAAGAAGCAGCUCUCAUACCCUCUGCCAGCCCUGCAUCACAGAGACUGCUUAUGUACAGAUGUCUAAAGUAACUUCCUGUAUACUACAAUUGCACUACCAGUGACCUGGAUCAAGAAGAUUCUGUACAUGCUAAUACUUGUUUUAGUAGGAAUCUGUUUUAAGUACUGUAUGUGGUCACGUUGUUUAGUUUGUGUUUUUGCCCAUUAUAUGAGGCCAUCUGGAGCUCUUUUGCCCAUUAUGCCAACUACCUGCUACUUAAAUUCUCAGCAGCUUAACAGCUAAAUUCCCAGCAACUCCUCCAACAGGAUGGCAUCAUGCAGGCGGGGUUUGUUUUAGAGUUACGUUUAGGCAUGGAGUAUAUUUUGAUGGGCAAAGAUUGUUAAUAUUGAAGCAUCCAUUCAUGAAAUUUAUUUUUCUGCAAAGUAAAAAAGGAUUUUACUCUGAAAGAGCAAAGCUCAGGGGUUCUAAGGGGGGCAGAAUGUGUUCAGGGUCAAAGUCACGAUGCACAAGAACUGGAGGAAAAGAUUAAGCGUUGUUUGAGGAUGUACAUUAAGUUCUCGAAGGCCGUGGUUGGUUCAGAAGAGACACUGAAACCAUAACGAUUCUGGACCACAUGUCCGUGACACUAAAACUGCAUUUAAUUCACAACAUUUGCUUUACCUGGAUUCUGGAAAAUUCAAGUAGUUACAGAACAGAGAAGUAUAAUAACCUGACAAUCAUAGACUAUCCUGUAAGUCAUAUAAACUUUGUGGCAUUGUCUCGUCUGAUCCACAAAGUCAGUUGAAGUGUAAAGAGUGAAAGCUAAAUCAACUCCACCACUUUACGUUAACUAUCCUGUGUUAAGAAUUCUGAACAACUGGAAAACAUUAAAACAUAGACAUGAAUAUAUUUUGGUUGAAGAUAUUUAAAACUAUUAGAAGAUUAGCAAGGGCUGCAAUAUGUCACCAAUUUUUCUUUUUUCAACCAUCACUAUGUCACGGGUUGAGUGACCACUAAUCACAUUUACUUCCUACCACAAAGGAAACUAAGUGUUUGACAGCUUUGUGAAAGGUAAUGUCAGUUGCUUAUACGUGAUGAAGAUGUGAGCUAACAUGCUUGUAUUUACAGUUGUUCAAUCUGUUUAUUUGCAUGAUCAUUUUCAUAGCGUUGUCUUUCUCACAAUACAGAUUGUUUUCUUAAGACACCAGUAAAAAAUAGUUGUAAAGUAAUGCCUUAGGAGGCUGUGACUUAGUAACGGUAACACUUUUAUCAUUACUUGCCUUUUUCUGUUGAAGAAAUGUUCUUU
Messenger RNA from Etheostoma cragini (Arkansas darter), 3282 nucleotides. RefSeq names its product transforming acidic coiled-coil-containing protein 1-like. Lineage: Eukaryota; Metazoa; Chordata; Actinopteri; Perciformes; Percidae. The transcript has 13 exons. Bases 396 to 1919 code for a protein of 507 amino acids. Gene Ontology annotation, biological process: cell population proliferation; mitotic spindle organization; cerebral cortex development. The record is from RefSeq and is a predicted model, not a curated record. Gene Ontology annotation, cellular component: cytoplasm.